AUGGCUGGCGCUAUAGGGCGCUCAAGCGCGGGAAAGCGCGCGCGCAUAUACAUCGUGAAGCGCGGGAAAGGUACGCGCGCAUGGCGCGCGUUGCGCGGGAAAGCUGCGCCUCAUAUAGAGAUAGCUGCAGGUAGCACACAGAGUGAUGCUACAAGUUCGUGCCAUCCUCAGGACGACGCAGGCAAUAAAGGUAACUACAAGACAAUUGCCCAUUAUGCCAAUUAUCCCAUGGGACACAUUCCUGUGUCCAUGUCCACUUCUUGUUUCCAGUCUGCUCCCUUUUCCCCGUCUGCCCUGUAUUCCCCGACUGCUCCCCUUUCCCUGUCUGCCCAUUUCCUUCUGUUGGACUAUAACCAUAUGUUGGCACAAUUCUCAGAUAUUUUCGACCCAAUCGAGAGCUCUUCAGCGCCAUCAGAGAUCGAAGUUGGUGUUACACAGGAGAUGGCUGAUGACAUUGAAGUGGUCAAAGCCCUAACUUCACGCGAGCGACUUUCAGUCGUGCCAGAGGUGUAUCUAUCGGCACCGCAGUCUCCCGCAGAUUCUUCUGUGAACCUCUACUCCCCUAUGAACUCUGUACCAGAGUCGUGGAUGGUGUCGUCUGCUGUGGAUGUCAGUAGUGUUCAGCUGGACGAUAAUACACCAGAACCAAACACAUCCAAGACUCCUCUUCCCUUCACAGAUACUUUGCAUAUGAUUCUGAUGGGUGUUCCGCGAUGGAGGAAUGCCCUGGUCUGCCUUCGGCUCAAGAUGAAAGUUGCGAUUUGCUGCGGGAAUGUUCAAAAUCCAUUUUUGAUCAUGCAACUAGGUUAUGCUGAACAGAGGAAACAAUUUAUGAACGUGCUCUUCGAGCAGAGUCUGACCGCAGUUAACUUAGUUCAUGAUGACCUAGAAAACGUUGUCUCCCAUGACGGAAUAACCACCAUCACGACAGAUGAAAUGUUAAUAUUGGCCACAAAAUGGAUAGCAGGAUUCAAUUCUGACUUGAAGCGUGUGGCCAAAUUGGCUAUCAUGGACACCAGAUCGGUGUUUGGUUUUGGCCUCAAUGAUACAUCCGCCGCAGACCCAAGUCUCUUAGCGAACAAGUGUGUGGAACUUCUGAGGCGCUUCAUGGUCCCACAGUCUACAUUACUCCCCAUUUCAGUCAAUGGCUUACUGUGGCUUCUGCGAAACAAGAUUGUCAAGUCGCUCGUGUUCUAUAUCAUUUUCCGCCCCAGCUCGACUUCCGGCGCAAGAGUCGUGAUUGGCGAUGAGGAACCAGCUAUCUUCAGAACUGCCCCACUCCUGCCCGUGGAGAUGAUUGCAUAUGUCCUCACUAUUUGGUACAGCACCCUCUUGACUCGGCUCAGUGAGUUGGUCAAGGCGAUGAAGACCUCCGGGCUGCCCGUCAACAUCAUGAUGUCAAUAUUUCCUCCUGUCGCUUUUAUCUAUUCAGAAGCACUAGAGUGCCUGUUGUGGUUGCUUGAACAGACAGAUGACCCAGCAUACCCAGACUUCCUGCAGGUGCUUACGAACUUUUGUGACAUCGAUCAGGAUGAUGUCUGCAGGAUUCGAUUCGUCUCUAUUUUGCAUUUUCAUCUCAGUUAUCGCAUUGCAGCAUCCACCUCUACACCCAGGGGCAGAUCGACCGCAUUCAACGAUUGGACUCACAAGACACAGUGGGCUCACUUAUGCAAACUCUUGGGCGACGACCCCGCAAAUAUCACAUCAAUUCCAGACGUACAGAAGCAUGUUAUAACCUGUUUUAUAGGUUACCUUGUCACCCUCCCUCAAUCUCAGUUGUCAGACAUCCCGCCCGAUCUCUGGGAUCUAGGACCUGACUCAUUCCUGUCAGUCUCAAACGCAAAUAUUCGAGUUUCCUAUGCACAACAACCCAAGCAGCGGCUCUACAUCGUUGAGUCGCUGUCGUCAACUCUGGUGCCCUGGAAACUGGUGGUUCCCGAUGCUAUUACAGCUGUGAUGUGCCUCCGGCAUGACUGGGGCUCGGAUAUCACCAAGAUUGCCUGUAACCUCCUUGAAAAAGUAAUUGCUAUAAAGACAUUGCAGCCAAUCUCAGUUCUGCCUCAUGCUCGGCGCCCACUUACAGAACUCCGUACAUACUUGCUCGGACACGUCCUCUCCCCCAAGGAUCGCAGGCUUCCCUGUUUCAGGCCUGUUUAUGCUGACUAUAUUAUGUACGAACAACACCGUCACAAGUUCAUGAACCAGCCUCGCGCAAGAGCGGCACUUCUUCACGGUGGGCUCAUAUGGCGGCUGGCUUUACACAGUCUUGGUUUUGAUGUCCUCCCCUCCGUUCUCGACGGCAUUUCACGGGAAGCAGUGCCGUUUGGCCUCACGCUGGACAUUAAUGGCCAGACUUAUUUUGACGAUGAGCUGUCGGAAGAGGAGGUGGAUUUUAUGUGUGGGAUGUAUCAUGUGCAUACCAAUGACGGGAAUGUAGAAAUAGUCUCUUGGUGGCCUAGACCCCAUGCCUGGGCUGCAUCGGGACUAAACGUGGGGUUCUGGUCCAGUUGA
Suillus discolor is the source of this 2511-nucleotide messenger RNA. RefSeq lists its product as uncharacterized. NCBI's taxonomy places the organism in Eukaryota, Fungi, Basidiomycota, Agaricomycetes, Boletales, Suillaceae. The transcript has 10 exons. The record is from RefSeq and is a predicted model, not a curated record. The coding region runs from base 1 to 2511 and encodes 836 amino acids.